CGCUUUUCGCCGCGAGUUGUGCUGUUCCGCGCGCGCGACAGCUCGGCAUCACUGCGGUGUCUCGUGGCGUCUGCAGAGGCUCGAGCGACGGCUGCUGCUGGCUACGUGUAGAGUUUGUGGGAGGGAUUGGAACAGGAGCAGAAAAGUAGAAUCUAGUGAAGAUGAAAGUGGACAGAAGCAAAUUAAAGAAGACCCCUACAGAAGCACCUGCUGACUGCAGGACACUCAUAGAGAAGUUGAAAGGAUGCAGCGAUGAGCAGCUGCUGCACGAGCUGCAGCAGAUCAAAACCUGGAACAUUGGCAAGUGUGAAUUGUACCACUGGGUGGAUCUUCUGGAUCGAUUUGACGGAAUCCUCUGCAAUGCUGGCCAGACAGUGGAGAACAUGUCAUGGUUGCUGGUGUGCGAUCGGCCUGACAACAGCCAGCUGAAGGCUCUGUUACUCGGCGUGCUCAACUUCACAGCCCUGUUGAUUGAGUACAGCUUCUCCAGGCACCUCUACAGCUCCAUUGAGCAUUUAACAACUCUGUUGGCCUCCUGUGAUAUGCAAGUGGUUCUUGCCGUACUGAACCUGCUCUAUGUCUUCAGCAAGAGGUCCAAUUACAUCACAAGACUGGGUUCUGACAAGAGGACCCCUUUGUUGGCACGCCUGCAGCACUUAGCUGAGAGCUGGGGAGGUAAAGAAAAUGGUUUUGGUCUGGCAGGGUGUUGCCAGGAUCUGCCGAUGAGUCAGUACCCACCUAGUGCAACUACGCUGCAUUUUGAGUUCUAUGCAGAGCCUGGAACUGAGGUCAAAGUGGACAGAAAGAUCAGCAGUAACACUCUACACUACAUUCACAUUGAACAGCUAGAUAAGAUCCUGGAGAGUCCGUCAGAAAUCAUGGAGUCAUUGACCAUCAUGUACAGCAUCCCUAAGGACAAGCAGAUGCUGCUGUUCACGCACAUUCGCCUUGCGCAUGGCUUCUCCAAUCACAAAAAGAGACUGCAGGCAGUGCAAGCCAGGCUGCAUGCCAUCUCCAUACUGGUGUACUCCAAUGCACUCCAGGAGUCGGCAAACGGCAUCCUGUACAAUGGCCUUAUAGAGGAGCUGGUGGAUGUCCUGCAAAUCACAGACCGACAGCUGGUGGACAUCAAGGCAGCCUCUCUUCGCACUUUGACCUCCAUAGUGCAUUUGGAACGGACACCCAAGCUCUCGAACAUCAUCGACUGCACCGGCACAGCCUCCUACCACGGCUUCCUACCUGUUCUGGUGCGAAGCUGCAUACAGGCCAUGAUUGACCCAGUGAUGGAGCCUUACCCUCACCAGUUUGCGACAGCUCUCUUCUCCUUCCUGUAUCAUCUGGCAAGCUAUGAUGCUGGUGGUGAGGCCCUGGUAUCCUGUGGCAUGAUGGAGGCUUUGCUCAAGGUGAUUAAGUUCCUGGGAGACGAGCAGGAUCAGAUCACCUUCGUGACUCGGGCAGUCAGAGUUGUUGAUCUCAUCACCAACCUAGAUAUGGCUGCCUUCCAGUCGCAUAGUGGACUCUCCAUAUUCAUUUGUAGGCUGGAGCAUGAAGUGGAUUUGUGCCGGAAGGAAUGUCCCUUUGUCAUCAAGCCAAAGAUCCAGAGGCCCAGUACAACAGCAGACACUGAAGACAUGGACACAGACAUGGACGUGUCUGAUGUUGCCAUGGAGAGCAGUCCGGGCCCUUCUUCCUUGUCUGAGUCUCGAGCAGGAGCAGAAAGCCAAGGACAGAACAGCACUGUCUUUACACCUAGAACAGGUGUACAGUGUAUUCCCCAGAGGGCAGCUCUGCUGAAAUCCAUGCUGAACUUCCUGAAGAAAGCCAUCCAGGACCCAGCUUUCUCUGAUGGCAUCCGCCACGUUAUGGAUGGGUCCUUACCUGCUUCACUGAAACACAUCAUCAGCAAUGCAGAAUAUUAUGGCCCAUCGCUCUUUCUCCUUGCAACUGAGGUCGUGACAGUGUUUGUGUUCCAAGAGCCUUCCCUGCUCUCGUCUUUGCAGGACAAUGGGCUGACUGAUGUCAUGCUGCAUGCCCUACUCAUCAAAGAUUCUCUCUCUCUGCAGGUCCCUGCCACCCGGGAGGUGCUAGGCUCUCUGCCCAAUGUCUUCAGUGCCCUGUGCCUCAAUACCCGGGGCCUUCACUCCUUUGUCCAGUGCCAGCCAUUUGAGCGCCUCUUCAAGGUGCUGCUGUCCCCUGACUACCUUCCAGCUAUGAGGCGUCGCCGCAGUUCUGACCCACUUGGAGAUACGGCUUCAAACCUAGGUAGUGCAGUAGAUGAACUGAUGCGACACCAGCCAACCCUCAAGACAGAUGCCACCACAGCGAUUAUUAAGCUGCUGGAGGAGAUCUGUAACCUGGGUCGAGCCCAGGAAUACAUCUGUCAGAAACCCUCCAUUCAGAAAGCUGAUGGACCCGUGACAGUACCACCAGUUCGGGCCAGCCAUGCUGCAGAGGAGGCUUCCAGUGAGGAUGAGGAAGAGGAGGAGGCUCUGCAUUCCUUCACACCCCAGCAGGGAGAGGCAGAGAGCAAUAGACAAGUUGUUGGCACAGAGGAGAGAAUACCCAUACCCCUCAUGGACUACAUUCUAAAUGUAAUGAAGUUUGUUGAGUCCAUCCUCAGUAACAAUACCACCGAUGACCACUGUCAGGAGUUUGUGAAUCAGAAAGGCCUUUUGCCCCUCGUGUCUAUCCUGGGGCUCCCCAACCUGCCUAUUGAUUUCCCCACCUCUGCUGCCUGCCAGGCUGUGGCUGGGGUCUGCAAGUCCAUACUGACACUUUCCCAUGAGCCCAAGGUACUGCAGGAGGGCCUGUGUCAGCUGGACUUGAUCCUGACAACCUUGGAACCCCUGCAUCGGCCUAUUGAGUCACCUGGAGGCUCUGUGCUGCUGCGUGAGCUUGCCACAGCUGGCCACGUAACUGAUGCCACGCUGUCAGCCCAUGCAACGCCACUGCUCCAUGCGCUAACAGCAGCACACGCCUACAUCAUGAUGUUUGUCCACACCUGCCGUGUUGGACAGAGCGAGAUCAGGGCGAUCUCUGUCAACCAGUGGGGGUCCCAGUUGGGCUUGAGUGUGCUCAACAAGCUAAGCCAGCUGUACUGCUCGCUGGUCUGGGAGAGCACCGUGCUGCUGUCGCUCUGCACACCCAAUAGCCUGCCCCCAGGUUGUGAGUUUGGCCAGGUUGACAUGCAAAAGCUGGUGCCCAAAGAAGAGAGACCAUCAGGCAGUGCUGCAGCCAUGCCUCCUCCAGGAGUAAGGAGGACAGCGGAUACAGACAGUGAAGCUGUCACGGUGGGUGUGGACUCCUCCACUCAAGGUCUGCUGGAAGGUAUGGGGCUAGAUGGGGAUGCACUGGCACCAAUGGAGACAGAUGAACCUGCUGUGGCAGAUCCCAAGGCUAAGUCUAAGCUCACACCUGCCAUGGCUGCUCGCAUCAAGCAAAUCAAACCUCUGCUUUCAGCCUCAUCCCGCCUAGGUCGUGCACUAGCAGAGCUCUUUGGCCUGCUUGUGAAGCUGUGUGUUGGCUCCCCAGUGCGCCAGCGGCGCUCUCACCAUGCAGCCAGUGCCAACACUGCACCCACUCCAGCUGCUCGGGCCACUGCCUCAUCCCUCACCAAGCUGCUCACCAAAGGUCUCAGCUGGCUGCCACCCCCCUAUACACCUACACCUCGCUUCAGACUGACAUUCUUCAUCUGCUCUGUGGGCUUCACCUCCCCCAUGCUGUUUGAUGAGAGGAAGUACCCAUACCACCUCAUGCUGCAGAAGUUCUUCUGCUCAGGUGGACAUGAUGCCCUGUUCGAGACCUUUAACUGGGCUCUGUCCAUGGGGGGCAAGGUGCCCGUGUCAGAGGGCCUGGAGCACCCUGAGCUACCGGAUGGCACCGGCGAGUUUCUGGAUGCUUGGUUGAUGCUGGUGGAGAAGAUGGUGAACCCCAGCACUGUGCUGGACUCACCCCACGCUCUCCCUGCCAAGCUGCCUGGCGCAGGCUCCUGUACCCCCCAGUUCAGCGCCCUUCGCUUCCUCAUCGUCACACAGAAGGCAGCAUUCAGCUGCAUUCGUAACCUGUGGAACCGGAAGCCCCUGAAGGUAUAUGGUGGCCGCAUGGCCGAGUCCAUGUUGGCCAUCUUGUGCCACAUCCUGAGAGGAGAACCCACAAUCCGUGAGAGGCUGGCCAAGGAGCAGGAUGGAGGUAUUCGGCCCGAAGAAGAUGCUGGAACAGUUGUGUCAAGUGGGGCUGCUGGAGCAAGUACAGCCACUGGAUCGGGAGGGGUCACCCCAACAGUGGCUACAGGAGGUGGCACUGGAGGAGGGGCAGCUGAGGAGGGGAGUGGGUCUGCUGCUCGGAGGGAGCCCCAGGUCAACCAACAGCAGCUCACUCAGUUGAUGGACAUGGGCUUCUCCAGGGAGCAUGCUAUGGAGGCUCUGCUCAACACCAGCACCAUGGAACAAGCCACUGAGUACCUCUUAACCCACCCUCCACCCCUACUAAGUGGUGUGGUCAGAGACCUCAGCAUGUCUGAAGAGGACCAGAUGAUGAGAGCCAUUGCCAUGUCUCUAGGGCAGGAAGUCAGCAUGGAACACCGCUCUGAUUCACCUGAGGAGGCAGCACAGCGACGAGAGGAAGAGGAACGGCGGGCAUGGGAGCGUUCAGAGGAGGAAGAGGCACGCUGUCUGGAGCGCUUUCUGUCAGUAGAGCCACUGGAUUGCACAGAACUGCAAGCCUUUACGGACACCAUGCUGCCUGGUUGCUUCCACCUGCUAGACGAGCUGCCAGACACAGUGUACCGUGUCUGUGACCUGCUUAUGACUGCUAUUAAGAGGAGUGGCCCCGAGUUCCGAGACCUCCACCUCAAACAGGUGGUCAACCAGGUCUGGGAGGCAGCAGAUGUGCUGAUCAAAGCAGCAUUUCCCCUAACCACCAGUGACACCAGGACUGUUUCAGAGUGGACCAGUCAAAUGGCCACUUUACCUCAGGCCUCCAAUCUGGCUACACGCAUCUUGUUGCUUACACUGCUUUUCGAGGAGCUGAAGUUGUCAUGUGCCAGAGUGGUAGAGAGCAGUGGGGUUCUCAAUGUUCUGGUGAAGCUUCUGGAGGUGGUGCAGCCCUGCCUGCAGGCAGCCAAGGAGCAGAAAGAUGUCCAGACACCAAAAUGGAUCACCCCAGUGCUGUUACUUAUUGACCUCUAUGAGAAGACUGCAAUCUCUUCCAAACGCAGGUCUCAGAUGAGCAAGUAUUUACAACCCAGUGGUAACAACUGGCGCUGGUUUGACGACCGCUCAGGCCGCUGGUGCAGCUAUAGUGCCAGUAACAACAGUACCAUCGACUCUGCCUGGAGAGCAGGCGAAAGCAGUGUGCGCUUUACGGCUGGCCGCCGCAGAUACACUGUGCAGUUCAACACCAUGGUGCAGGUGAAUGAGGAGACUGGAAACCGACGGCCUGUGAUGUUGAGUGUGCAGAGAACUCCACGAACCCCCAAGCCUUCCAAAAAUGGUAGUGUCAGCGAGUUGGAGGGAGACCGGGAGCAGGGUGGGAAGCCAGAGGACACACAGCCAGACUCAGAGCUGAUCCCUGUAACGGUGGAAAUGGCCUCCCCCAAAGAUGGGGGCUCAGAGCCAAGUGAUCUCUCCUCCACCACCUCUGCGCUGCUUCAUACCAACCAUGAUGCAGAGUCAACCCAAGCAGCCUGCGUUGUGAUCCAGGGCCUCUCAGAGGAGAUGACAACAGUGCUGAUCCGUGCCUGCGUCAGCAUGAUCAGUGUGCCAGUGGACCCAGACACGCUGCAUGCCACACUGCGACUCUGCCUGCGGCUGACACGUGUGCACCACUACGCCAUGAUGUUUGCUGAGCUCAAGAGCACCCGCAUGAUCCUGGGGCUCAAACAGAGCUCCGGAUUUAACGGAUUCACCCCACUGGUCACACUGCUGUUCCGCCACAUUAUUGAAGACCCUGUCACACUCCGCCACACCAUGGAAAAGGUUGUGCGUUCAGCAGUGACAAGCGGAGCAGGUAGCACCACUUCAGGCGUAGUAUCGGGCAGCCUUGGGUCACGGGAGAUCAACUACAUCCUGCGUGUUCUGGGUCCUGCUGCCUGCCGCAGCCCUGAGUGCUUCACUGAAACUGCCAGUAGCUGCAUGCGCAUCGCCCUGCCGGCACCCAGGGGUACAGGGACUGCCUCAGAUGACGAGUUUGAGAAUCUGCGCAUCAAGGGGCCCAAUGCAGUGCAGCUGGUGAAGACCACCCCUCUUAAGCUCUCCCCUUUGCCUCCCAUCCCUGAUCCCAUCAAAGAGGUCAUUUACGAUAUGCUUAAUGCUCUGGCUGCCUACCAUGCCCCUGAGGAGGUGGAGCGAGGGGAGAACCGAUCAGUGCCAGUGUCAGGCAGCCAGGACCUGUGUCAGAUCUUGCAAGAUGUGGGUGAUGACGUGUACCAGCAGUACAACCAGCAGUAUCCACUGACACGACAGAGCAGCGACUUUGACUCACAGACAGCCUUCAGCAUUAAUACUCAGGUGUUUGCAUCAGAUGGGAGUGCAGCAGAGUCAUCCCACUCUGGCACACCCCAGGGAGAGGCUUCUACCCCGGAAGAGACACGAGAAGGGAAGAAAGAUCGAGAUGAUGAACGAGGGACUACAUCAGAUGAUGGGCGGGGUAUGAAGGGCAAGGCCAGCAAGCCCCUGAUGCCCACAUCCACCAUUUUGAGACUUCUGGCAGAGCUUGUGCGCUCUUACGUGGGCAUCGCCGCACUCAUCACCUCCUACAGCUAUACUGCAGGCCAGUCGGAGCUCAUAAAGGAGGACUGCAGUGUGUUGGCCUUCGUUCUAGACCACCUGCUGCCUCAUACUCAGAGCUCAGAGGAUAAAGACACACCUGCCCUGGCACGUCUCUUCCUAGCUAGCCUGGCUGCUGCUGGCACGGGCACUGAUGCGCAAGUAGCUCUCGUCAGCGAGGUGAAGGCAGCACUGAGCCGGGCGCUUGCCAUGGCCGAGAGCACUGAGAAGCACGCUCGGCUCCAGGCAGUCAUGUGCAUCAUCAGCACAAUCAUGGAGUCUUGUCCCUCCACCUCCAGCUUCUAUAGCACGGCCACUGCCAAGGCACAACACAACGGUGUCAACAACAUCAUCCGUCUCUUCCUCAAAAAGGGUCUGGUAAAUGACUUGGCUCGUGUACCCCACAGUCUCGACCUCUCCAGUCCCAACAUGGCAAACACAGUCAAUGCAGCACUGAAGCCCUUGGAAACGCUAUCUCGCAUAGUGAACCAACCCAGCAGCCUCUUUGGUGGUAAGGGUAGCUCCAGUAAGAACAAAACAGAACAGGACACUGCAGGCACUUCCCGGGACACCACCAGCAACACCCAGGACCAAGGGGAGGCAGGAGAGGCAGAGCCAGCUGAGGACAGUGCCCCUCCCCAAGGGCCAGACAAUGACUUGAUGGAUGGGGAACCGGAAGGAGACACAGUGGUUAUUGCUGGACAAUCGGAGGUCCUCAACACACAAGAAAUGCAGGUGGAGAAUGAACUGGUGGACUUGAUUGAUGAAUUGCUGGAGAGAGAUGCUGGGACUGUCAACAGCACCAUCAUUGUGGGGCGCAACAGGGAGGACGAGUCACAAGAUGUGCUAAUGGAUGAGGCUCCUUCCAACUUGAGUCAGGUGUCAACACUCCAAGCCAACCGAGAAGACUCUAUGAACAUCCUAGAGCCAGAGGAUGAAGAGCACACACAAGAAGAAGAUUCCAGUGGGAGCAAUGAGGAUGAGGACAGUCAAGAUGAAGAAGAAGAGGAGGAGGAAGAGGAGGAGGAGGAAGAUGACCAGGAUGAUGAAGAGGGUGAUGAUGACGAUGACGAUGAAGGUUCAGAAAUGGAGCUAGAUGAAGAUUAUCCCGAUAUUAAUGCUGCUCCUCACAUUCGCUUUGAGAGGUUUGAUCGGGAUGAUGACCUCAUCAUAGAGUUCGACAACAUGUUCUCCACCUCUGCUGACAUUCCUCCUUCUCCAGGCAACAUCCCCAGCUCCCAUCCUCUGAUGGUGCGACAUGCUGACCAUAGCUCUCUAACCAUGGGUGGUGCAGGGGCAGGCGGGCGCCUGGCACAGGGCAUUGGCAGGAGCCAGCGCACGCUCCGCCAACUUACAGCCAACACUGGCCACACUAUUCAUGUCCACUACCCUGGAAACCGACAGCCCAACCCUCCCCUCAUCCUACAGAGGUUGUUAGGUCCCAGCGCAGCAGCAGACAUUCUACAGCUCUCCAGUUCCCUGCCCCUGCAAUCUCGCGGCCGUGCACGGCUGCUGGUUGGCAAUGAAGAUGUGCACAUUAUUGCCCGCUCCGAUGAUGAGCUACUGGAUGACUUCUUCCAUGAGCAGAGCAGCACUGGAGGACAGGCUGGCACACUCUCCAGUAUUCCUACAGCCUUAACAAGAUGGACAGAUGAGUGUAAAGUGCUGGAUGCUGAGAGCAUGCAUGACUGUGUUGCUGGGGUCAAAGUGCCCAUCCUUCAACACCUGGAAAGCCUGCGGGAUGAGGAGUUAGAAGAACGCAGAGAGAAGCGGAGGAGGCAGCUUGCUGAGGAGGAUGCGGCCAAGCAGAGUGACAAGAACACGUUAGGGGUGGAGGAGGCCCAUGAUCAUAGUGUUGAGGGUUCAGGAGUGACAACAGUCAGUGGUGUAGGACUAGCCUCAGCUGAAGGCGAACAAGCCCAGGGUGAGGUGUCUUCAUGUCUUGAUCCACCUCAUGUGGCAGAAGGAUACCUCACUGCUCCUUCCUCAGGAGAAGCCACAUCCACCACCCCUGCAGUGCCUCAUGAGUCAACCUUUGUCACUUUGGAGACAGCUGGUCAACAGGUGGAUCAGCCGAUUGUCAACCUGCUUCCGACUGACACUCAUACUGAUUCGCUUGUGGCCUUAGCAGGGACAGGCCUCCCUGAAGUGCCUGCAUCUGAUAGGCAGAGCAAUGAAGCAGAAGGAUCACAAAUGGAAAUGUCCCCAGCACCCACCACAGCUUCCCUGAGUCCAGAACAAGUGGAGAGUUCAGAACCUCUAACAGUGGGAGUGUCACAGGUUGAGGGCUCACCUAUGGACACCAGCAGUCCUACAUUUGCUGCGCAAGACGAUUCUUCCCUAAACCCAGCCCCACACAGUCAGCCCCCGCAAGAGCUACUAGUGAACACAGACAGUGCUCAGACAGACAGGCCAGCAGAGGAAGAUACGGGCUCUGCACCUGUCUCCUCGCCGGGUGAGGGCACGCCCCCUGAUGACAGCGCUGCAAUGUCUCAGACAAGCCAAGAGGAGCCCCUCCCUUCCACCAGCAAUGAGGAGGAGGACCCCUUGGCAGGUAUUAGUCUUCCAGAGGGAGUGGACCCUUCCUUUUUGGCAGCCCUCCCUGAAGAUAUCCGUCGCGAGGUUCUCCAAAACCAGCUUGGCAUUCGCCCUCCCUCUCGCCCCCCUGCUGCCCCAUCCCUUCCCUCCACCACAGCCCCAGUGCUGGGAGGUGUUCCAGGGGUCUCAGAGGUCAGCCCUGAGUUCCUAGCUGCUCUGCCACCUGCCAUUCAGGAAGAGGUCCUGGCCCAGCAACGUGCAGAGCAACAGCGACGGGAGCUGUCUCAGCAGCCCACGCAGGGUGACCAGCCCCUAGAUCCUGUAACCUUCAUCCAAACACUGCCGUCCGAGCUGCGUCGCAGCGUGCUGGAGGAUAUGGAGGACAGUGUGUUAGCGGUCAUGCCCCCAGACAUAGCUGCUGAGGCAGCUGCGUUGCGCCGUGAGCAAGAGGCCCGCCAGCGCCAGCUGAUGCACGAGAGGCUCUUUGGUCACAGCUCAUCCUCUGCCCUCUCUGCUAUCCUGCGCUCUCCUGCCUUUACCAGCCGACUGGGGGGCAAUCGCGGUGUGCAGUAUACUCGCUUGGCUGUGCAGAGGGGUGGCGCAUUGCAGAUGGGUGGAGCUGCCAGCAUCAGCCGUCCAUCCAGCUCCAGCAUGGACUCUUUGCUGAGGCUGCGUGGACGGCUGCUGCUGGACCAUGAAGCGCUGUCCUGCCUUCUGGUGCUGCUGUUUGUGGACGAACCCAAAUUGAACACCAGCCGACUACACCGUGUGCUCCGCAAUCUCUGCUAUCAUUCACAAACACGCAGCUGGGUUAUCCGCAGUCUGCUGUCCAUCCUGCAGCGCAGCAGUGAGAGUGAAUUGUGUCUCGAGACUGCUCGAUCAGAUGACAUGCGGGGCAAGCGCACGGUAACCUCGUGCGGAGCCAAGGGUUCCUCCCUGUCGUCCUCACCUGCUCCACUCUCCUCCGCUGCCUCACUGGACUUGCUGAACCGUGUAGAAGCUCGCAGCUCUAGCCAGCUUUCAUGGCUCUCUGUCUCCAUGGAUGCAGCACUGGGAUGCCGCACAAACAUUUUCCAAAUCCAAAGGGCCACAGGUCGCAAGCACAUAGACCGGCAUUCAGCAAGUGCUGUGUCAGGGCCAGGUGGUGGGGUUUCUGGAGCUGGUGGAGGGGGUUCAUCCAGUGCUGGAGGAGUUGGCUCCACAGUGCAUAUUCAUCCACAGGCUGCUCCUGUUGUGUGUCGCCAUGUCCUAGACACCCUCAUCCAGCUGGCCAAGGUCUUCCCCAGCCAUUUCACACAACAGCGAGGUAAAGACACCUUGUCCACUUCCUCUUCAGACCUUGAUUCACGCCUAUGUGGGGGGGCAGGUGAGACAGGUGGUGGGAGUACCAAAUCCCUGCCUACCUCGCAGGCUGUAACUGCAACGGCAGUCCCUUCUGCUACCAGUAACACGUCUGGAAGUGUCGCUUCUCAUUCUUCAAUCACGCCACAGUCUCUGGGGAUCUCUACUGACUUUUGGGACUUGCUGGUCAAGUUGGAUAACAUGAAUGUGAGCCGCAAGGGCAAGGCCUCAAUGAAGACCGUCCCGCUAGGGGGUGCUGCUGAGGUGGAGGGGGCCCAUGGCAGCCUGGAAGCCUCUCCUCUGGGACAGCUGAUGAACAUGCUCUCCCAUCCAGUCAUUCGACGUAGCUCUCUGCUCACAGAGAAACUGUUACGGCUACUCUCGCUCAUCUCAAUUGCACUGCCUGACAACAAGGCUGCAGAGACUCCUCCUGGUCAGGGUGUAGUGGGAUCGGGCACAGUGUCGAGUGCACCUGUGUUAGCUGCUGCUCAUGCCGUAGCUACUGGGGCCACCACGCAGGCACUUCCCCCCACGACAUCAGCAGCUGUCUCUGCUGCUGCUGCCACAAUAACAUCCAUGGCUGGCAGACAGAAGGCAGUAGCUUGCAGCCCAGAAAACGAGAACAAAUUGGCCUCCAGUGGCUUGACAGAGAAGCAACUGCAGCUGUCAGUGGAGGUGCUAACAUCACAUUCUUGCUCAGAGGAGGGUCUGGAGGAUGCUGCAAACAUCUUGCUGCAGCUGUCUCGGGGGGAUGCAUCCACUCGGGAUACGGUGCUUCGGCUACUGCUCACUGGAGCCCGACACCUGGGCUACACACUUUGCAAGCAGAUUGGCACCCUCCUGGCAGAGCUACGAGAGUACAACUUGGAGCAGCAGAGGAGAGCCCAGGCUGAUUCCCCGGAUGCCACGCCAGAUGAUCCUUCAUAUUCUACUAAGCACAAAGGCAAGAUAACCAGCAGGUUCGACGGGGCGGAGAGUGUGGUGAUCGUGGCCACUCAAAAACGUACACUGGGUGGCAGGGAGCUGCAGCUGCCAUCUAUGAGCUCCCUGACUUCCAAAACAUCCACGCAGAAGUUUUUCCUGCGUGUGCUGCAGGUGAUAAUCCAAUUGCGCGAGGACACAAGACGCGCCAACAAGAAGGCCAAGCAGACUCGUCGUCUAGGCACCUCGAGCCUGGGCUCGGCAAACAGCAUCCAAGCUGCAGUGCGUCAGUUGGAGGCUGAAGCGGACGCCAUAAUCCAGAUGGUGAGGGAAGGGCAGCGGGCUCGCCGGCAGCAGGCACCCCCUGCAACCACCACCUCUUCCUCCACUGCUGCUGGCACCUCUUCCAUGGCAGUGCCCCAUGCCACUGCUGUUGCCCCAGUCAGCGUUCCCCCUGCCAGCACGGCCAGCGCUGCCACGUCAGAACCUCCCUCGGUAUCAGAAGCCCCCCCAGCCCAGAGAGAUGACUCACCAAUGGAUGUAGAUCAGACCUCUCCUGUUGGCCAGGAGCCCCAGCCAUCGGAUGGGGAGAGCAAUAGCCAGUCAGAACGUGAGGAAAAGGUGCCUGAUUUACCACUCUUGAGUGAACAGCUGCUAUUGGAUGAAUUGUGGGACAUGCUUGGAGAAUGUUUAAAAGAACUUGAAGAGUCACAUGACCAACAUGCGGUACUGGUGCUCCAGCCAGCAGUGGAGGCCUUCUUUCUGGUGCAUGCCACAGAACGAGAGAGCAAACCCCAGGUGCGGGACACACGGGAAAACCAGCUGUCUCACAUCAAAGAUGAACCUCCUCCCCUGUCACCGGCACCCCUCACACCUGCCACACCAUCCUCCCUGGACCCUUUCUUUUCCCGCGAGCCCUCCUCUAUGCACAUCUCUGCCAACCUGCCUCCUGACACGCAGAAGUUCCUGCGCUUUGCUGAGACUCACCGCACUGUGUUGAACCAGAUUCUGCGCCAGUCCACCACACAUCUGGCAGAUGGACCCUUUGCUGUGCUUGUGGACUACAUCCGCAUCCUAGACUUUGACAUCAAGCGGAAGUAUUUCCGUCAGGAACUGGAACGUCUAGAUGAGGGCUUGAGGAAGGAGGACAUGGCCGUACAUGUGCGUAGGGACCAUGUGUUUGAGGACUCCUACCGAGAGCUGCAUCGCAAAAGCCCAGAAGAGAUGAAGAACAGACUCUACAUAGUGUUUGAAGGAGAGGAGGGCCAAGAUGCUGGUGGCCUGCUGCGUGAGUGGUACAUGAUCAUCUCCAGGGAGAUGUUCAACCCCAUGUAUGCCCUGUUUCGCACCUCCCCUGGGGACAGGGUCACCUACACCAUCAACCCUUCUUCUCACUGCAACCCUAACCAUCUCAGCUACUUCAAAUUUGUGGGGCGCGUGGUGGCCAAGGCCGUGUAUGACAACCGGCUGCUGGAGUGCUACUUCACACGCAGCUUCUACAAGCACAUCCUGGGGAAGAGUGUCAGGUACACAGACAUGGAAAGUGAGGACUAUCACUUCUAUCAGGGCCUCGUUUACCUGCUUGAGAAUGAUGUGUCUACACUAGGCUAUGAACUGACAUUCAGCACGGAGGUUCAGGAAUUUGGAGUUUGUGAAGUUAGAGACCUUAAACCUAAUGGAGCCAACAUCCUAGUAACAGAGGAAAACAAGAAGGAGUAUGUGCACCUGGUCUGUCAGAUGAAGAUGACUGGUGCUAUUCGGAAACAGUUGGCAGCCUUUCUCGAGGGUUUCUAUGAGAUAAUCCCAAAGAGGCUGAUAUCCAUCUUCACUGAGCAGGAGCUGGAGCUGCUCAUAUCUGGCCUACCCACAAUCGACAUUGAUGAUCUCAAAGCCAACACGGAGUACCACAAGUACCAGUCCAGCUCUAUACAGAUCCAGUGGUUCUGGCGGGCUUUACGGUCGUUUGACCAAGCAGACCGGGCCAAGUUCCUGCAGUUUGUGACAGGCACAUCGAAGGUUCCACUGCAAGGCUUUGCUGCACUGGAGGGGAUGAAUGGCAUCCAGAAGUUCCAGAUCCACCGCGAUGACCGUUCCACUGACCGGUUACCCUCUGCUCACACUUGCUUUAACCAACUAGACCUACCUGCAUAUGAGAGCUACGAGAAGUUGAGACACAUGCUGCUGUUGGCCAUUCAGGAGUGCUCAGAAGGCUUUGGUCUGGCCUAGAUACUGAUGCCACACAAGUGAAAUGUGUGCGCGCGCACAUAUACACGCGUUGGCCCUGAUGCAGUCCGUGGACACCACUAUAGAACUUUGAACUGGUGCAGACAGAUGGUCCUCCACACUGUGCAAAUAGAGUGAACCAAACACUGAUAGAGGUGGGCGUGAACAUAGCGGGAGUGCUGACGAGCGGAAACGAACUGUUUUGUUUCAUAUGAUAUGAAGAGAGCUUUGUACGUAAGCCAAACAGAGUUGUUCACACACACAUACUGACAAAAUAACUAUUCCUGUGCAAGCUUCUGUGCUUUGCUCUCCUUAACCAUUUACAAUAGGAAAUCUCAGAAGAAAUGGUCAUUAAACCCAUCAUCUUUUUGUGGUUUUUUUUUUUU
Scleropages formosus (Asian bonytongue) is the source of this 14173-nucleotide messenger RNA. RefSeq names its product E3 ubiquitin-protein ligase HUWE1-like. NCBI's taxonomy places the organism in Eukaryota, Metazoa, Chordata, Actinopteri, Osteoglossiformes, Osteoglossidae. Gene Ontology annotation, biological process: membrane fusion; protein polyubiquitination; ubiquitin-dependent protein catabolic process. The transcript has 80 exons. Gene Ontology annotation, molecular function: zinc ion binding; protein binding; ubiquitin protein ligase activity. Gene Ontology annotation, cellular component: cytoplasm; nucleus; Golgi membrane. The coding region runs from base 162 to 13790 and encodes 4542 amino acids. The record is from RefSeq and is a predicted model, not a curated record.